Mercenaria mercenaria is the source of this 5203-nucleotide messenger RNA. RefSeq lists its product as uncharacterized. The transcript is spliced from 6 exons. Lineage: Eukaryota; Metazoa; Mollusca; Bivalvia; Venerida; Veneridae. The coding region runs from base 339 to 1496 and encodes 385 amino acids. The record is from RefSeq and is a predicted model, not a curated record.
UUGCUAUCACUGAAUGUAUUUUGAAAUGUGUCAGUGGCAUAUUGAUCGCAUAAAAAUGCUAUCAAGUUGAACUAACAUUAGCACCACGUUUAAGGAGCAAGCGUCUUGAAUUUUUCUUGUUGAUUUUAAAUAUUCGUGAAAUUCUACUCAACAACUAAUGUAGCCUUCGCCGUUUAUUUUCCACUAUCACUGUUAUGAGCAGUAGCUUUCCAACAUAUCUGUGGACCGACGACAUUUUACAGCUUUAAUACAUAUAUUUGAAAUGGAAUACGCAUACAAUAUGUACAUUUUAGUACUUAUUGCUUAAAAAAUAUAUCAAAACCACAAGGACUAAAAACAUGUAUUCUGAUUCAAAUAACAAAGUGCUGAAUUUUAUCUUGGAAAAAGGUGAUGUUACAGGUAUAUUGCAUUGGCGAUUUCACAUAAUGAACAACAAGAAAUCAAACUCCAUCGUUUGUAUGCUUCUUCUCCUUGGUGUCUGUUUAUAUUUCAGAUUCAUCUACCUAAAUUUGUCAACCAACCGAUACGAUAAGUCUGCUGCCAGAGUGUCUUUUAAUAAGACAAAAUACACUUCAUUAACCCCAAAACAAAAUAGUUGCAAAGAAACAUUCAACAGAACGCUGGAAGAUAACCUAAAUGUAAUACAGAACUACCCAGUAGGCAACGCAUCGAAGUAUUUAAUGCGGCUUGGCAUAUACAGAGUAAUACCAAACCAACUUAGAAAAUUUCCUGUUUUCGUCACGGCGUUUGACAGCUCACACUAUAAUGAAUCUCAGGGCUUUUUUAAGUGCCUGCAUGAAAACUUUUUGUACAAUCCAAAGUACAAAGGAGACGUACUUAUAGUAGUUUACGAUAUGGGAUUGACGGAAUUGCAAAGGAAAACGGUACAGAAAUACUGCAAAUGUGAGAUGCGAACACUUCAAUUUGAACGAUAUCCAACUCAUGUCAGAACACUUUCAACGUACGCCUUCAAGCCUAUCAUAAUACAGGAAUCACUGAUGGACUUUGGAUUUGUGUGGUGGAUUGACACUUCUAUACGUUUCAUGACUACAGAUAUUGAUUCACAAAUAGAGUAUGCUAAGACACACAGUUUCUUUUACGUAGUAUCACGGAACUUCCUGGCUAAAACGGGUUUAACAAAAAAUACUCUAAAUGCCACAUUUGAUUUUCUUCAUGAGGAUCAUUGCAAAUUCAGACCAUUCCAUGAAAUCUGGGGUGGUGUAAUUUUAUUUCACUUUGAUCGAAUUUCACGUGCUAUUGCACAGGCAUGGGUAACAUGUGCAUUAAACGAAUUAUGCAUUGCACCUAAAGGUAGUGAAAACAAACGUGCAUGCGAUGAGAAACAAAACUAUGACGGAAGAUGUCAUAGAUUUGAUCAAUCGGCUAUAAGUAUUAUAACACGCAGACUGUUUCAUAAUAGCGAUUAUCCAAUUGAUAUAAACUUAACGCUUAUUUUGAAAACUAAGCGCGAUGAGAAUGUACAAUAUUUCAUUUAAAUAAAUACAAACAGAGAUUCAUCACAUUGCAUCAUGUCAACAAAAAUAAUAUCAUCGUCUUUAAUAAAUCGUUGUAUAUUUAUUCUAUACAGUAAUUAGCAAAAAAAAAAAAACAAUUGAACAUCAGAAUUAUCACACGAUCAAGCACAGUGUCAGUAUAUGUCUUUGUUGCUUUGUCAAUACGCCGUUAUACUAUAAGUAAAUACGUACCGAAUAAAUGCCUAAACGGCCACAGAGAAAAAGUUGACCUAUGUUUACAUGUAUGAAGUAUGUGGCUGGUUAAACUUCAGAGUUGAGAAAGUAUGUGUAGUAAGUCGGUGAUGUUAAAAGAUACGGAAAUACUGCUGAAAAACCGGCAUUAUGCAUAGGUAUUCCAUUGAGCAGUAUUUGUUGACUACUGAAAUCUGAGUUAUUCGUUAUAAUAAAUGGGUUUCGUUGAGCAAGAUAUUAUAUAUUAUGUUGUUUACAAAUAAAUAGAUACAGAAAAAAGAAGCUGAAUAUAGGGACGAUCGUAGGGAAUUGCGCGACAAGGGAGUCGGCGCAUACAUACUAGAUGAAGUGAAAGAACGCUUACUUGAGCUUCAAGAAAUUCAAGAAUAUUGCAGAAGAAGCCAAAGGGCAGACGCAAAUAGAACUCACAGUCAAAGAGCAAGAUAUCGAACUUACGUAAAGAUCUUAUGCCGAAGCAUUCUUAUUUUUUAAGUGAGUUAAGACAACAUGGAUGCUUAUCUUGAAUUGUUCGCAAAAUCGUUACGUAGCCAACAAUGGAAAGACGACAAUUGAGUUUUCUGUUAAAUGGAAAUGAUCUUGAAGUAUUUUCCUUCAUGUCCCAUGAACAUUCUUCAGACUAGUAGGCUUAACCGUUAUCAUAACCGUUCUUGAAAGAUGCCAGCUAAUGGAAGAAUAUUUUUGGGCUUGUACUUCAGAUUUAGGGUAGACGGUAUUUUAAUUUAUGUCUCGACUUGACGCAUACUUUAAUAGAUGCCAUAAAUUCUUACGCCGAGUUGAAAAACUUAGUAAAAUGAAUGCAGUACUCUAGAGAUCAAAACCCUUAUUCUAUUCUUGGCAUUACAAAGAGACACGUUAAAUAUGAAUUAUCAAAAAUAGACAUUCUGUCUAUGAAGGCAAGAAGAAGAAAAUAUUGUUAGCAUGAUGUAGUUCACUAGUAAAAUUAGGCACCAUGGUUGUCAAGUAAAAUCUGCACAGAUAACAAUUGAAUUAGCUUAGAUCAUUUGCUUUCUAAUUUAUGAAUGAUUUGCUAUAAAGCAACAUAUUAUGCAUAACAGAUAACCAACAAGAGAGCAAAUAUGCUAUAUAAGGUAACAUAAAAGUGAAAACAUCGUAAGUAACAUCUUAAUCAAGAAAUGCAGAAUUUGAUUCUUGUAACACUACUGCCUCAUAAUUUAUGCUUCUUAUUCUUCAGACAUUUCAUCUAAUUUUAUGUUCGAAUUUAAGUAAUCCAUAAAAUUUCACUGUUACACUGUUUAAGCUAGCGCUAGGGGUAUGAGGGCAGUUUCACAUUUCACUACAUUUAACGAACAGACAUAAUUAAAUCCAGUCAGCUAUUAUUUUGCCUGUUUGUUUUGCUUCAAAAGGAUGAGCUUCAAAACAAUUUGCUAUUCCUUAAAUACCCUUUAAGUGUCAUAUGAUGGUUGUAAAAAGUAUCCUCGUUCUCACUUUCAGUGUUUUUUUUAUAUUCUGGUCCUUUUGGACCAUACUUACUAAAAUAGAAUUCCUCUUAAGCCAGUGUUAGGGGGCGUAAUGUGCUUUUCACACUUCAUUACCUCUCAUAAACAGCCAUGAUCCAACUAAGUUUGCUUUUUAUUUGCUUGUUUGCGAUCUUUGCUUCAAAAGUAUCUUCUUAAAGUCUAUUGCAAAAUGUUUUCAGCCACUCAUUAGUGUUGUUCACACAGCCCUCAGUAUCUUUCUGUCAGUUUUAAAUAGCAUUAUAUGAUUGUUUUCCUAACAAUUUGGUUUUCAUAGACUUAAUAUCAUUCACAUUCUUGACUGCUUUUUCCAAUUUUAUAAGUUUAAAUCUAAAGAUUACUUGAAGUAACUGAAAUUUCAUUGAAGUUUUUUUAGUUUUUGUUCAGUGCAGCCUUUUUGUGUCGGUUCGCCGUAAAAUCUAACUCACUCUCAACAGUAAAUAUUUCAUCAAUAAGCCCAUGAAUAUCUCAAUACAAUUCAUGUGGUUCUGAAACAAAAUGCUUUAUUUCUCACGUAAAUUACUAAAUUGAUGCACUUCACAAUAACACAAAACGAGAUAAAUAUUCUAUUAAAACGAUUUUCAUGAAAGGAAGCCCCAAAUUGUAACCCUAUUAUCAGUGUAUAAAUGUUAGCAGGGAUGUAUACAUGAUUAAUGUGUACAGAAUAUAUACAUAAAAAAUAUAUAAUCCAUGUAAAAUGUAAGUAUUGACAACAAUAUUGAAACCAUCAGAUAUUAGUAUAAUUAAAUGAUAGAUGCAUUAAUUUAAAAUGAAAAAAGGAACAUUGAAUGUGUAAUGAAUGUAUCAGAUAAUUUCUUUGUUGACAAAAGUGAAGAAAGAAUCUCAGAAUUAAUACUUUAAAGUUUUAACAAAUCCAUGAUAUCAUUAUAUUGAAAUCAGUGGUUAAGAUUUCUUCAUAUAUAUUUCUAAAUACAGCAAAGUACAGUUGUAACUUACUUUAACCGUUAUGGAAAACAUCUCAUUGCUUGGAAAGUAUGGAGCUGUACUGUAUUGUAGAAGUUUUAAAAACUUGAUAACUACAUAUUCCUCUACCAUUUUCUGAGAAAAUAACGAUAGAAUAUAACAAAUUUGAUGGAAUGGUAACAUAACACGUGUUAAGUAUGUUACAAACAGAUUCCUCCUUCAAUCAAGUAUUUACAUUAUAUUUUCAUGUGUUUCAGCUCAAAUAACACAAGUUUACUGAUCACAGUUUAGUUCAUCAUGUUGUUCAGUUUUAGUUAUAUUUUAUUUUCAGAGAUGUCUGUUUCAGCAUAGAUUAAUUUAAGCAAAUUUGCUAAAGUACCUAACGUAGAAAAAUCAUUUGCCUUCACAGUAAAAAAAUACUAUUCUAGAAAACACUUAGAGACAUUAAGACCAGAUCAAAGCUUUCUGAUCUAUAUUUUCUAAAUAAUUGAUGCAACAAAACAAGGUUAUUGAAAUGGUAACGUAGCAUAUGUAAAGUAUGUUACAUACUGAUUACUCCAAACAGGUGUUCAAACUUCAUUUCCAAACAAUAUAGCUCACAUAAUUAUUAUUUAAUUGAUAAUAUUUUAUUAUAUCAUUUUAUUAAAUUUUUGUGGUAUCAUGUUUCCUGAGAUGUUGGUUGUGGCUAUGGUUAAUAUUAUGCAAAUUAGUUAAACAUACCUUUUUUGAAGUAAAAGAGUUACAAAAUACUAUUUAAGAAAACUCUGAGAGACUUUCAGAUCAGAUCAAAACUGUUUUCUAAUAAAGUUUUGUCAUUUUGUAGCAUUCUCAUUAAUAUUCAUGAAUAUGCAAAUUAGAUAAUUAACAUACAGCUGCUGCUCUUUAGAUGCCAAUGUCUUAGCUCCAUUGUGACACAAUUUUUAUUGUUUUAUCAUCAGAACUGACCAAGAUAUGACUGAUUAUCCUCUAUAUUGUCGUUUUUUCCAAAAAUGAACGGUUGCCAUGGAAACAGUGAAAUCUUAUACAGUUGAAAGGAGUUUUUCAUGAGAACAUUUUUUAUGCCGAAAGGGCUGGUCC